AUGCGGUGGAAGGUGAUGUUGAUGCUGUUUGUCUCCGCUCUCCUGCUGUCCCUGUGGCUCACCAACCUCAACCUCAACCUCAACCUCAACCCCUGGGGCAUCUCCCAGCGCUGGCAGUGGGGCGGCACCGGCACCGGCACCGAGGGGACAGGUACGGGACCGGGGGGGACCGGGGGGGGCCAGGCUGGUGAAAACACCUUCAACCGAGCAAAGCUUCUCAACAUCGGAUUUGUGGAAGCAUCAAAAGAGAAGGAUUACGAUUGUUUCAUAUUUAGUGAUGUCGAUAUUGUACCCGAGAAUGACCGGAAUCUGUAUCGCUGCUCUCAGAAUCCACGACACCUGGCAUGUGCCAUGGACAAAUUCGGAUAUAAGUUGCCAUACACAGGGUAUUUUGGAGGAGUUGUGGCAUUCACAAAAGAGCAGUACUUGAAAAUAAAUGGUUUCUCCAACAAUUACUGGGGUUGGGGGACUGAAGAUGAUGACACAUACAAAAGGGUGACACUGAGUGGGAUGUCAGUUGAUCGACCUGACCGCAAUGUUGGAAGAACCAAAAUGAUACGACAUCAAAGAGACAAAGGAAAUGAGGUCAAUGAGAAAAACUACGUUAUUUAUAAUCGGAUGAAGUAUACAAGGAACCAGGAUGGAUAUAUAUCUCUGAAGUAUUCACUCAUCAAGAUAGAAAAAAAUCAACUUUUCACCAAAAUAACGGUUGAUAUUGGAAAGCCUCCAUGGUAAAGAAUUGGAAAUGUGC
Rhincodon typus (whale shark) is the source of this 751-nucleotide messenger RNA. RefSeq names its product beta-1,4-galactosyltransferase 2-like. Gene Ontology annotation, molecular function: glycosyltransferase activity. Bases 1 to 735 code for a protein of 244 amino acids. The transcript has 5 exons. The record is from RefSeq and is a predicted model, not a curated record. Gene Ontology annotation, biological process: carbohydrate metabolic process. NCBI's taxonomy places the organism in Eukaryota, Metazoa, Chordata, Chondrichthyes, Orectolobiformes, Rhincodontidae.